GUACACAUACCUUAGUGGAGGCUCUUACACGUGUCAUCUGCUCAGGCUUUACAGUGGCUCGGUCGAGGAUUAGAAUUGCGUUUUCAGUUGUUGACAGUUGAAUUUGAGAAGGAGAACAAGCAAAAGCAAAUGCUAGCAACACGAUUCCACUGUUAGAGGUUACUGAAUUCUUUUGUGCAGAGGCAACGCUCGUGAGUUUUCUGACACCAGCUGAGUGGACUUGACGAUACAUUGAAACGACUUCAAUACACCGACCGCGGCAUCUGCUGGGGCAUCGGGAAACGGUAUGUUGUAUGUUGAAAUGUUGUUGUGCUUUUGUUUAGGAAACUGCUGUGUUUAUUUUCAAUGUGUUUUGUUUAAGAUUAAAAUGUUAAGGCCAAAAAUUUUCACUUCCUCAUGACAAGUUCUUACUUUGCUUUUUAGGUUUAACAUAUAUAAAUAUAUAAAAUGCUAGAUGGAGCACGCCCAAAAUUGGCAACAGCAAUGCGUUAACUUUCCAUUUACUAAAGUUACUUGACAGAAACCUGAACUAAAAAUGCCAAUUUUGCUACACCCCUUCCCCCCCCCCCCAUUUUUUUCAUAAUACGUCACUGCACACUUUUUAUUUCAGCCCAUGAACUAUAUUAAUAUUCUCAUGUCCCAACCACUUUUAAACCGAACAUUUUUGACACAAUACUUAAAUUGAGACGAUUUCAUUUCCGAAAAGGAAAUAUUACGCACCAAACACAAUUGUGUUAUUAAAAAUAUAUAUAUAUAAUUUAGCAUAGUUAUCGGGAAUUAUAUUUUGCGCGCUAGUGAACUCCUUUAACCAUACUCUGACGUUUCUAUAUAUAGCCUGCGUGGUGGUGUUUGACCUUUGCUGGCGAAUUAUAUAUAUACAGAUAGAUAGAUAAGAUAUAGCCCGCCAAACAUUGUCGAGAUCAAUGUGUGAACUUCCCAUCUACUAUGUUACUUGAAAAAAACAUGAACUCAAGUUACGCACCUUUAAGAAUACAAACUUUUGCUACACCCCUUCCCCCAUGAUACGUCACUGCGCACUUUUUAUUUCACUUCCAUGCACUAUAUACAAAAUUCUAAUGUCCGAACCACUUUUAAAGCGACUAUUUUUUACAUUAUACUUAAAUUGACUUGAUUUCAUUUUCCGAAAAGAAAAUAUUACGCGCCAAACGCAGUUGCGUUACAAAAAUAAAUAUAAUAUAUAUAAUUUUGCGUAUUUAUAAGAAUGAUAUUUUGCGUGUUAUUGAACUUACUAUUGAACCAUAAUUUUAAAAAAAAAAUUAGAAUUAUGCCUAAUAUAAUCUCAAUACAAAAUUCGCUGAUUAGGAAGCAGUCCAUUAGAAAGUAUUCCACGAGUCAUACUAGAACCGAAAUAUAUAUAAGAUAUAUAUAUAAUAUAUAUAUAUAUAUAUAUACAUAUAUAUAUAUAAUGGCAAACAUUUAAUGGUAAUAGAUAAUAUCAUCGGUUAUUUAUGAAUUAAGACAUAAUUUAUACCUUAUUUAUGGCCAAAUAUUUAAAAACAAAAACAUAGUACGUCGCAGACCAUUCUCUUGUGUAAUGGCGACAACGUCCACCUGUCACCAAGCUCAAAAGUUUGGGACUACUACUCUUAGAAAUGUCACUUGACAUUUAGAGGUAAGCGUAGUGUCUCAUACCUAACAUGUGUCAUUAUUUGCACCAAACGUGUUGCACGAGAACACACCUAUUACAAACACAUUAUCUGGGUCAAGGUACUUGUCCAGCAAGCCCCCUGUAAAAGGUUAUGUUUUUCAUCUGCUGUUGAGAGAUACACGCCAGCUUUGAAAGUUGAUGUGAUUGUAAAUGUGUGUGGAUACGGAUGAAUUCGUCUUAUCGUGUAAGUUCAUUGUCUGUUGGUAUUUUAAUCAGUAACACGAGGUCACGACUACAGAUGAUUAAAAAAUAGAAUGAUGUGGGAUAUGGUUUUACUGUGGAUGUAUUGAACUUAUGAAGUUUUCUUCACAUUUAAAAAGAAUAAUAGAGGAAUUUAAAAAUGUGUUCCUCCUUAUCUGUGAAGUUGUCCAACUAACAUGGCGAACUGCGCCUGGGGUGGAAGGGGUCCUUCAUUCGUGUCCGGGGUAUACACCCGCCUAGGGCGUCAUAAUCUCCACACGGAUAAUGUGGACAUUUCUCGGAAGCCAAGAUGUUAGGGGCCAGGUGUUGGGAAACAUGAUAACAGCUGCCGCUAGAGGAUCGUAGGUAACACUGGGGGAUUAUCGAUGACGAAAGAGCAUCCCCAUCAAGGUUGGGUCUCCUGGGCAGCCGUUUUGUCUCCGACACCUAUUGGUACUUGUGAUUAUGGUGUGCAAGUAAAUAUAAUAUAAAAUAUAAAUAUAAUAACUUACAAACACAGCAGGAUGCAUCAAGACAUUUUUUUUUUUUACCAUGAUGUAGAAAUGGCAAGCGAAGAUCCAACAAAGCUAAAGGAAAACUGGGAAAUCGUUUCUUACUAUUAUGAACUUCUUUUGGAGAUACUGCAACAGGUCUACACAAGGUACAGGGAUACCAAAGGUGAUUGUCAUUAAAUUGAAUUAAAUUGCAUUUAAACAAUUGUCUGCUUUAUUGUUUCCCUUAUUGAUUGUUUCAAAUAAUAACAGCAUGCGAACAAGUUGUUUGUUUUUUUUAUAAUAUUUUUUUAUAGCAUCCCCAAAACUAAAAUUAAUGUGUGUAUUUUCAAAGAGACAGUUGUAAUAUCCCAAAAGUAAGACAACAAUCAUAAUUCUAUUUUACAUUUUGCGUGUUCAUCAAAUUAUUGUUUUUCCAUGCACAUGCUCUAUAAGAAACAGAAAUGUUAUCCUAAUUCGCCCAUUGGUAUUUUGAAGAAAUAUUUUACCCUAUUAAUUUAAAUCUAUCCUUUAAACAUUUAAAUUUUCAAAAAAAUAUAAAUAUUGUUUCUUCUAUUUCUUCUCCCAAAAUCUUUACCCAUAUAUAAAAACAAAUUAUAGUUAUUGAUGAAACGUCAUAUUAAAAAUAUUUAUCAGAUAAAAAAAAAUUCUUUCCAUUUUAGCUAUUUAUAAUCUUUUUUUCCCUGCAAGAAAUGGAAGUGUAAAUGAUAUUUUCAAAAAUUAUGCAUUUGAUAAUUUAACAGAAAAAUUAAGACUCUUUUCAAAAUAAGGAAAACAAAUAUAAAUAUAUAUAUUUCAAAUGUCAAACUUAAUAAGUUAUUUUAACAUUUAAAAAAACAAAAACAAACAACCAUCAAUGAAAACUAUUCUCCUGAGAAAUUACACUUAAGCAUCAGAAUUUCUUAUUAAUUUCAAUGUUACUACACACAUGUAAGACCUGUUCUCUGUGUGCUCUCGUUGUCCUAGGUCGGUACCCAAAUAAGAGAUACCGUUUGUUUUUAAAGAUCGCAAAGUCAGCACUGAACAACGAUACGAAACUUCAGCUGUGGUCUCUAGGCACGCAGAAUUUUCAACAAGAUUUGACCAAGUUGUAAGUUUAUCUCCAUUUGUUUUCUGAAUAAGUUGGCAUUUACAGGCAUUCCCCCGAUUUAUCGGGAUUUCCCGUUUUAACUUGUUCCAAUAUAUUAUUUUAUAUAUAACCUUUUUAUCUUUGCAUCCGUCGAAUGAUCAGAUCAGCAUAUUAUCAGUGUGAUACAGAAAUACAUAUGUAAUGUCCCAGAUUUACUAUUAGGAACAAAAAUAAACAAAAAUUUAAAAAAAAAUAACAAUUAUAAAUUACACACACAAAAUGUUUCUAAUUAUAAAUUACACACACUAUAAUGUUUCUAAUUAUAAAUUACGCACGCUAUGAUGUUUCUAAUUAUAAAUUACACACAUUAUGAUGUUUCUAAUUAUAAACUACACACACUAUGAUGUUGCUUCUUUUAAAAUGCUUUAUUUUGUUUUACAUUACCUUUUGAUACAUUUGCCGAUAAAAUUACCGAUCGUUUUAAAGAUGUAUUCCAAAUGAAACUUUUGUAGGCCCACACACAUACAUCUGUUCGUCUAGUUUCAAACUAUAAGAUACAUGUGUUUUUAAAACCGUUGCUCAACAGAGAUGGGGUUAACGGUGUGAUGGUCAAGACCCAAGUCCUUGCAGCUUGGGGUAAGAUGAAAGAAGUGGAGAUAAAAUCAUUGCAGAGCAAGGACAAGAAAUCCAGGAGCUACUUUAAAAGCAAGAAAGGUAAAAUAUGGGUUCCACGCUGCUUUACCUUACCGUGGUAUGAAGUGUAAUAGUAAUUUAAAAAAAAAACAGUUACUUAGUCAUCAAAUAUGUGCACAUAUAAAUACACGCAAACAGCCAUAUGAUUUAGAGGUCAGGAAUUAUGUGGUCUGACCCGGGCAUCAGAUUAUUUUAAAAAUAUUUAAGGCGCAUUUCUCAGGCAACUGCUUGUGUGUUGUGUUGUGUUGUUUUGUUUUGUUCGUUUGUUUGGUUGUUGUUUUAUUUAUUUUUUUGGUGGUAGAGGAGCGAUGGAUGGAUUUCGUGGGGUGAAGAUCGGGGGGAGGGUGUGGUGUUCAUGGUAGUAAGGAGGGGCCGGUAAAAACCUGUAGCGACACACGACCUAGUUACGCCUCGAAAUUAAAUUAACACAAUAAUUCUCAAUUUGGUCUAUUCUUUUAGACGCGUAGGAACGCUGCUAUACUCAGUCAUACAAUGAUGAUGUUUAAGCAUUUUGUAGCAAAAUAUCCACAUUUUACAGUACGGGAAAACAUUUCAACAUGAUGUUGUGAUACUAAAAACUACAAUAACAUAGUUAUAUUGUGUCGAAAUAUGCAACAACAUAAAGCUUAUUAUUUAAAAUAUAAAUCCAAUUAUUAUUUGUUAUUUACUUUUUUUAUGAUAACAAUAUUUUCAAUAAGCUCAACAAUGCAUGUAGAUUGAUGCAUAUAUUUUUUAGGUGUUUCAUCAAUUCUAUUUGUUUUUAAAAUAUCUUUUUAGGUGAAAAUCAGAUGCAAACAAGGGAGGGCAAAAAAACCAACGAACAGUUAUCUUACGAGUUACGCGACAUGUCGAUGGACUUGGCAAGGAGCAAUGCAGCUCUGGUCAAACUAAGACGAGCAUAUGACAGGGCUGAGACCGAAUUCCCACUGUUCAACUAUUUCCGUCUGAAAAGACGUGUUAAAGCUUUGUAUGCCGUGUACUGUGAAAACCAAGAUGCAGUAAAUUACUGAGUUGAAAUCGAGUUAAAACCUAAAUGAAAAGUACAAUUGAAAGAUAAGUUCCAGAAUAUCUUUAUAUUAACAAAAAUACAUCUUUUUCUAUAGAUCUAGAAUUCAAGGUCUAUUUAACAUUAAAAGGACCUUAGGCCAUAACGUUUCAAAAUGAACACUUUUUGGUAUAUGUUUCAAGUGGGAUUAUGUGUGAUUUCACUUGAUAUGGCUUAGAGGUAUUUUAUUUUUUUUAAAUGAAAUACAAAUAUUAUUUUUUUAUCCGAUUGUUUUGUAUGUGUAUGUAUUUAAUUUUUUUUUAAAAUGUUCAAUACAUCUUAAAAAUCAAAACAUAAACGAAUCGGGGGCUCAAUCUAACAAACAGUAUUAUUACUUACAUUUAAUUUCUACUAUUUUGUGGUACUGUUUUUUUUCUAUUUACAUAAUUUGUAUGAUCUAAAACACACACAGUACAUCCUAACAUCUAUUUUAUGUAUAUAUGGAUUUGAUUUUAUGAUUAGACAUUAUGAGUGUUCAUCUUUUCAUUUACAUUUUAUGUAACAAAAUGAAUAAAUUGAAUCGUAUGACAGAAUGAUACACUUCAGAAUUUAAAUCAACAAUAUCAUUUUGUUUACUAUACAUUUCAGUGGCAUUUGUUUUGAGUGCUUACAUGAUUGUAAAAAGCAAUAACACGGCACAUGCUUAUUCAUUUUAAUCGUUUAAGACUUUUUUUUAUCUUGUAUAAUAUUACUAACUUGCCUCUAAAAAUAUUACUUUACUUCAAACGCUUUUAUGUAACUUGAUAUUUAUUCACAAUGUGCCAUCUUGUUUAUUCAAAAUCGUUUUGAAAACUUUUUCGGCCAGUGUCGAUUCAAACAUUUAAUUAUUUAGGUUAUUUCAGCCCUAAUUUUAAAAUCGAUAUUUGUGUUGAACUACUUAGUUUUUGCAAUUGUUUAUUUUUUGUGGUAAUAUUCGGCAAUAUAUUUAUUUCUCAUAAUUUUUGGAGAUUUCAUCCCAAUAUUAUUUUAAGGUUAAUGCAAAUAUAAAAUGGAUCUACACAUUUUAACAACUUGUUCAGCUUAUCUGUAAUGUGAUCUAUUACGACUAAAUAAAAACAGGAACACUCCUAAAUGGCGUGCCAUCAGUAUCUAGUACAAGGAGAGGCCUUUCAUUAUGUCUCUUUUGCAAAAAUCAUUGUUGAUGGCUGUGAUUUC
Molecule: messenger RNA, 6323 nt
Organism: Lymnaea stagnalis (great pond snail)
Lineage: Eukaryota; Metazoa; Mollusca; Gastropoda; Lymnaeidae
Source: the annotation of a GenBank genome assembly